Molecule: messenger RNA, 693 nt
Organism: Helicoverpa zea (corn earworm)
Lineage: Eukaryota; Metazoa; Arthropoda; Insecta; Lepidoptera; Noctuidae
Exons: 3
Coding region: 1-693 (230 amino acids)
Source: RefSeq, a predicted model, not a curated record
AUGAACCGUAUCAAGGUGAAUAACAGGCAUUUGUGGAAUUUCUAUGUGUUUCCUUUGAUGUUCUUUACAACUGUGGCAUGUUUUCCAACUAGCAGACCAGAUCUGGAGGCGCAGCCUGAGAUAAGAGAUGAGAAGCACUUUCCUAACGGCACAGUAGUUGGUAGAUAUACGUACAUGGACAAUGAAGGAAACCCAAUACAAGUGAAGUAUUACGCAGACGAUGCAAGCUAUGGGGUGGAAUUAAAGAGCAUUAAAGUUGUGGAUUCAACAGGCGAUUCAUCACUAGUGUCAGCAGUAAGUGCAAAUACAAAUAGUCAGAUUAGUCCGAAUAGCCAACCUAAUAAAUUGGACUUCAAUUUGAUAAGGAAUGUAGAAUCUGAUGCAAAGAUGUCAUCUACAAACAUGCUACAUGCUAAUACCAACAUGCCUAUGAUCGAAGCUGGGCAAUCUGGCGCCAAAUACAGAAUCAAUGAACCAAUAUACAAUUUCCCAAACAGAGAAGGAACCAAAACGAAUCGCUACAAAGUUGAGAAACCCAAUCCUGAUUAUGAGAUCUUCUACCAGAAUGAACUGAAAGGUCCUAAGAAGUGCAACAAGGAUAAAGUUCGUGUUUAUUUCGAUAAAGAAAAUAGGAACAUUCGUAGUGUUUCAGUCAACAGUUUCGAAGCUGACAAGUUUUGUGAGCAAUUCUAA